Molecule: messenger RNA, 600 nt
Organism: Laccaria bicolor S238N-H82
Lineage: Eukaryota; Fungi; Basidiomycota; Agaricomycetes; Agaricales; Hydnangiaceae
Exons: 4
Source: RefSeq, a predicted model, not a curated record
CGUGGUCCACAGUAUGGAUUCAACCAAUGUAAUUCGACUACACUGGGUGACUCGUCGAAUUGCCAGACUCUCAUCUUCAACGGGCCUGACGAUUUUUGUCUAUGGGGCUCUCCGGAUCCCAACGGUCUCAUUGGGAAUGUUGAGGCGAAGGUCGUAGCGUACUGCACCAAGCCCUAUCACGGCACGCGCGUUAUUCCUCCCGGAUCUAUCACUGGUUUGCAAUGGACCAAAACUUCGGCGUACAUUCAAGUCGUCGGAUUUAUCAGUAACGCAGGCUUAGGACUCGACCCCACAGACCAGGGUGGUGAACUUGACCCUCACGGUGCCGAUCUGCAAGGCAACCCUCUUGGCGGCGUUGUUUUCUCCAACGGAACCGCUGACUCUGACGGGACCACCCUCACUCAGGUAUACAACUGGAACACAUUCGUCGGAGGCAAUCAAUUCUGCUUCAAAGCCUGCUAUAACUCCAUCACCUCCCCCGACUACUGCCAGAACGUAUACGAUCUCGUCGGUUGUGACUAUAAUAUGCCCUCUGCUGUUCAGAACGGCACCUUCACCGAGUGUGAUGGUGAUCUUCAAGACGUCGUUGGUGUCUAUACC